Molecule: messenger RNA, 1676 nt
Organism: Phalaenopsis equestris
Lineage: Eukaryota; Viridiplantae; Streptophyta; Magnoliopsida; Asparagales; Orchidaceae
Product: SNF1-related protein kinase regulatory subunit beta-1
Exons: 4
Coding region: 260-1102 (280 amino acids)
Molecular function (GO): protein binding
Source: RefSeq, a predicted model, not a curated record
CGCCGUGAGGCCAAAACAGCAAGCAGAUCAGGAAACUACAGCAUGGUAGCCGCGUAAUUAAGCUAAACAACUAUGACAAGUAUCAUUCGCGCUCUUCUUGUGCCGUGCUCUCCGUUUCCCCGGCGGCGAAGUUGAUCCACCGCCUAAUUUACGCCUCUCUCCGGCGGUGAAGUUAACGCUUGCGAGCUCUCACCUCUUCCUCCAGAAACACGCAACUCCACUCCGAGCUUAGAUCUGAGGACAAGCAAAGGACUUGGGGAUGGGGAACGUUAGCGGGAAGGUAGACCUCGAGAAUAGCGGCGACGACUUCACAGCGAGAUCUUACAGCUAUCCGAGUCACGGUAGCAGCAGCGCACGGCGUUCUCACUCGGUGGAACAGAUGGGCGGAACCCCGCCGGAGAGCCCCGGUCGGUCCCGAUCGCCUCUCAUGUUUGCCCCACAGGCUCCUGUAGCUCCCUUGCAGAGGCCUUCUGAUAUCCCUCCAGUUCACAGUCAAUACUGGAUGAAUGAUCCCUACAUUGCUUCAGAUACUCCCCGUGAAAAGGAAAUUCCAGUUUUAAUAACGUGGAACCAUGGUGGAAACAGUGUUUUAGUGGAAGGUUCAUGGGAUAACUGGUCUUCUAGGAAAACUCUCCAGAGGACAGGCAAGGAUCAUUCAAUUUUGAUAGUACUCCCAUCUGGAGUCUACCAAUAUAGAUUCAUUGUAGAUGGUCGCAGGCGACAUGUUCCCGAGCUUCCUUUUGUUCCGAACGAUAUGAACAAUUUCAAUAAUGUCAUCGAUGUCGAUGACUAUGUUCCUGACGAUCUUCAGAGCGUCUCCGAAUUUGAGCCCCCUCCUUCGCCAGACUCCAGCUAUAGCCGACCAUUUCCUACUGAUGAGGACUUCGCAAAGGAACCACCAGCUGUACCCCCUCACCUCCAUCUUACCGUUCUCGAAACUCACAAACCUGACGAAACCUUCAUCAAGCCCCGACACGUCGUUCUGAACCACCUUUUCAUCGAAAAAGGUUGGGCUUCUCAGUCUUUAAUCCCCCUCGGCUACACCCACAGGUUUCAAUCCAAAUACGUCACCGUCGUCCUCUACAAAUCCUCAAAUAGAUGAUACCAACAUCCUAAACCGGAAACCACAUAUAUUUUGCUACAAAGCAAACUGAUUCUGGACCUCAAUUGAAUAUUUCUCAUCACCCAUCUUCUGCUGCUUUUAACAAAUCCAAUUUGAAGCAGAUUUUGUGAGCUUGUGGUUCCCACACUAUCCUAAGUGAAGGCGGCAGAAGGAUCACCAGAGAUAAUUCAAGUUAGCUCUUACACUAUUUUCUAUUCUACUUCCUUUGUUUUCUGCCAUUUUGAACUUAUUUGGUUACCUUGAAAAUUAUAAUCCAAUACUCCAAUAUGGUAACCAAUGCAUGUUUUAUAAUUAUCAAUUUUUGACAUUAUUUGGUUUGAAAUGUGUUAUUUUUCAGUCUUGCAAAGCCUGGUUUUGCAGCUUUUUAGUGGUGUUUCAGCUCAAUGUGAGCUCGGUGUCAUUAUUGUUCUUUCAAUAUGGCACUCUGCUUGUUAGGGUUUGUGGCUUCAAUUUGAUUGGAUUUGGUGUAACUUAUGAGAAAAUUUUGGGGAGAUAUGUUUUGGCAGCACAGUGAUUGGGCUGAUAAUAAUAUGUACAGUUGGAGUUUUGUGUU